AUGGGGAGGUUUGUGCUCCACGACUUCGGCGGCCAGGCGCUCGCGGCCAGGGUGGUGGUCCUCCGGGACGGUCCUCCAGGGGGGAUGAGCUUGGAGGGCCACAUUGCGGGGCACAACAAGGAGAAGCGUUAUGAGUGUGAAGUAUGUGGCAAGGCCUGGCAGUACCCGAGCUAUCUGGAGAUCCACCGGCGGGUUCACACAGGAGAACGCCCCUUCGACUGCUCGGAGUGCGGCAAGAACUUCGCCAGCUACAACAAACUGCUGCAGCACAACCGCGUGCACUCCGGGAAGAGGCCCUUCGCUUGCUCGGACUGCGGCAAAGACUUCAAGACGGCGCAACACCUGAAGAUGCACCGGCAGGUGCACACGGGCGAGAAGCCCUAUGGCUGCUCCACCUGCGGCAAGAGCUUUGCCCGGAUGUCGGGGCUGCGGGAUCACAGGCAGGUGCACAGCAGUGAGCGGCCCUUCACCUGCUCCAACUGCGGCAAAGGCUUCAAGUCGUCGCAGGACCUGAAGGUGCACAGGCGUGUACACACCGGGGAGCGGCCCUACACCUGCAGCGACUGCGGCAAGGACUUCUCCCGCUACAGCAACCUGCUGAAGCACCAGCGCAUCCACACCGGCGAGCGCCCCUACACCUGCGCCCAGUGCGGCAAGGGCUUCACCCAGUCACAUCAUCUGCUGGAGCACCAGCGCAUUCACACCGGGGAGCGGCCCUACACCUGCAACGACUGUGGCAAGAGCUUCGCCAGUUCCGUCAGCCUGCUGGAGCACCAGCGUACCCACAUAGGCGAGCGUCCCUACACCUGUGCCCAGUGCGGCAAGAGAUUCAACUGCUCCAAAAACCUGCUAUCGCACCAGCGCAUCCACACCGGCGAGCGCCCCUACACCUGCAGCCAGAGCGGCAAGGGCUUUACCCAGUCCAGCACCCUGCUUGUGAACCAGCGCAUCCACACUGGCGAGCGCCCCUUCACCUGCGCCCAGUGCGGCAAGGGCUUCAUCUGCUCCUCUGGGCUGCGCUUCCACCAGCGGGUGCACACCGGCGACCGUCCCUUCCCCAGCUCAAUGUGUGGAAAGGGCUUUGCCAUGGCCUCCCACGCCCUGUCUCACCAGCACGUGCACAUCAGUGGACAGCCCUAUGACUGUCCGUACUGUGGUGAGUCGUUUGACAGCUCGCGGGGGUUGCGGCAGCACCAGCGGACGCACGCCGGCGAGCCGCUGCUCCCACUGCGGGAAGCGUUACAAGAGAGCACGGGGGCUGUGGGAGCACCAGCGGAUACACACCAGAGAGAGACCCUUUGUGUGGGUCUGAACGGCGCAAUCAGUCCAAGAGUCGUCCAGACCAGGAUCAACAACGGGCAUGACGUGCACAUUGCGCAGUUACACAGUAUGAAAGUGCCCGUGAUACUAAAGAGUAAAACAAUGGAUUUCCUGCGGUUCUCCAUCUCCGGGUCCUUCUCUUCGUUGCUGCGGCCCCGGAGACCCCUGCGGACUCUGCUGGCCGCUACAAUCCGCCUGACCGUCAGCACAUUGAGCAGAAGAAUCAGAAAGAACGGGAUACAAGGGACUAGAACGCGGUGUGUGACAUCAUAUGCGACCCAUGCAGACGACGCGCCAGAGAUCCUGAAGGUGCAGGAAGCUGUGCCAGGCCGUUUGCCCUCUCUGGCCAUGAGCCUGAAUGGAGGGCCGCUAUAUUGCAUUACCGUAUACGCCCCCAGCACCGGCAUUAUACAGGCCUGCCUACUUCAGGAGGAGACUGUUCCGAUGAGCACUAUAGAUUGCGAAGAGUGUGUUUGCCGUGGAGGGGAUUUCCAUUGCACCUUUGAGAUGCGAGAUCGCUCUGGUACUCAGUGUGCUCCUGCAGUUAAUAACCGGCUGCUGAAGCAUCGCCGAUUCCAGGAGUCAUUCAGUCGGUUUGUGGUCAAGUUGAGCGGGACUUCAGGAGUGAGCGGAACAUCCGAAGUGAGCGGGACUUCCGGAGUGAGCGGCACCUUUGGAUCAAGCAGAGUGCAGGGCGAACAACUGAAUCCAAUGCAUUUCACGCCAAGCACACCAUCGGAAAAAUCCUUGGGUCUGCUGGAGCGGAGGAGGACUGCCGCCCGGCGGGCGCGCGCGGUGUUGCUGGUCCUCCGGGCCGGUCCUCCAGGCGGGCGCGGGCGCGGUGUUGCUGGUCCUCCGGGCCGGUCCUCCGGGCCGGUCCUCCGGGCCGGUCCUCCGGGCCGGUCCUCCGGGCCGGUCCUCCAGGCGGGCGCGGUGUUGCUGGUCCUCCGGGCCGGUCCUCCAGGCGGGAAGGAAAAGCGUUAUGAGUGUGACGUGUGCGGCAAGGCCUGGCAGUGCCCGAGCCAGCUGGAGAUCCACCAGCGGGUUCACACGGGAGAACGCCCCUUCGACUGCUCGGAGUGCGGCAAGAACUUCACCCGCUAUGACAAACUUCUGCGGCACAACCGUGUGCACUCCGGCGAGAGGCCCUUCUCCUGCUCUGACUGCGGCAAGAGCUUCAAGACAGCGCAACACCUGAAGGUGCACCAGCGAGUGCACACGGGCGAGAAGCCCUAUGGCUGCUCCACCUGCGGCAAGAGCUUUACCUGGUUGUCGGGGCUGCGGGUGCACCAGCAGGUGCACAGCAGUGAGCGGCCCUUCACCUGCACUGACUGCGGCAAAGGCUUCAAGUCGGCACCGGACCUGAAGCAGCACAGGCACCUGCACACCGGGGAGCGGCCCUACACCUGCGUCCAGUGCGGCAAGGGCUUCACCCAGUCCCACAGCCUGUUGUCCCACCAACGCACACACUCCGGCGAGCGGCCCUACACUUGCGCCCAGUGCAGCAAGGGCUUCACCCAGUCCGCCGGGCUGCUGUCGCACCAGUGCACCCACACCGAGGAGCGCCCCUACACCUGCAGCGACUGUGGCAAAGGCUUCACCCGCUCCGACAGCCUGCUGGAGCACCAGCGCACCCACACCGGCGAGCGCCCCUACACCUGCGCCCAGUGUGGCAAGGGCUUCACCCAGUCCCACAGCCUGCUGGACCACCAGCGCACCCACACCGGCGAGCGCCCCUACACCUGUGCCCAGUGCGGCAAGGGAUUCACCCAGUCCUAUAGCCUGCUGAUGCACCAGCGGAUCCACACCGGCGAGCGCCCCUACACCUGCGUCCAGUGUGGCAAGGGCUUCACCUGCUCCACCAGGCUGCUGUCCCACCAGCGGGUGCACGCCGGCGACCGUCCCGUCCCCAGCCCGGUGUGUGGAUAGUGCUUUGCCAUGGCCUCGCACACCCUGUCUCACUAGCAUGUGCAAACCAGUAGCCAGCCCUAAGAUUGCGCGGACUGUGGUGAGGCGUUUGACAGCACACGGCGGUUGCGGCAGCACCGGCAGACCCACGCCGGCGUGCAGCUGCUCCCACUGUGACAGAGCAUGGGGGUUGCGGGAGCAGCAGCGGUUACACUCCAGAGAGAGACCCUUUGUGUGCGCAGGCUGCGGGAGCAGCAGCGGAUACACACCAGAGAGAGAUCCUUUGUGUGCGCUGAGUGUGGCAAGGGUUUCACCCGCAUGCCCAGCCUGUGGUAGCACCAGCGUACCCACUAGGGUGAGCAUCCCUUCCCCUGCCCAUCCUGUGGUAAGGGCUUCAUCCGCCUUGGCCACCUGCUGGAGCACUGGCGAGUCCACACCGGCCAGCGCCCCUUCACCUACCCGCUCUGUGGCAAGGCCUUUGCCCGCUCC
Amblyraja radiata (thorny skate) is the source of this 3717-nucleotide messenger RNA. Its product is annotated as zinc finger protein 567-like. NCBI's taxonomy places the organism in Eukaryota, Metazoa, Chordata, Chondrichthyes, Rajiformes, Rajidae. Gene Ontology annotation, molecular function: RNA polymerase II transcription regulatory region sequence-specific DNA binding; DNA-binding transcription factor activity, RNA polymerase II-specific. The record is from RefSeq and is a predicted model, not a curated record. Gene Ontology annotation, biological process: regulation of transcription by RNA polymerase II. Gene Ontology annotation, cellular component: nucleus.